Asparagus officinalis (garden asparagus) is the source of this 384-nucleotide messenger RNA. RefSeq names its product protein FAR1-RELATED SEQUENCE 5-like. Bases 1 to 384 code for a protein of 127 amino acids. Lineage: Eukaryota; Viridiplantae; Streptophyta; Magnoliopsida; Asparagales; Asparagaceae. The record is from RefSeq and is a predicted model, not a curated record. The transcript has a single exon. Gene Ontology annotation, biological process: regulation of DNA-templated transcription.
AUGGCUAGUUUAUUGCGUACUACAUUAAUAUCAGAGAGUGAGAACAGUUUCUUUGACAAAUUCAACCGUAGAUCUGACACAUUGACAGAAUUUUAUCUCCGAUACGAGAGUGCUAUGGAGAAGCAAAGGCAUACAAACGCAAGAUUAAACUAUGAAGGAACAAAGUCGAUGCCAAGAAUGGACACGCCAUUGUUAUUGGAGAGGGAUGCAGUAGAGUUGUACACUCGAACAAUGUUUUAUGAGGUACAAAAAGAGAUAAUGUCAUCCUGUUAUGAUAUGAGUAUCAACAGUAUAUCAGAAGAAGAUGGUGUGAAGGUUUUUUCCAUAAAGGACAAAAAGAGACAUGGAAAAAUAUUUGAGGUAAAACUUAAUCAUGGAGAUUGA